AUGGCAUUACCGAAACUAACAAUACGCAAUAUCUCCACAACUCCACUCGAGUUAAAAUCACUGGAACGAUUCGAAUCUGCAGAUGGGAAAGCUGGCGGGGUAAAUAUCACCAGGAUAACAAGAAAUCUCACUGGGUUUAUGAACAUCACCAGCACUCCAAGCUCACCACAAUUAGCUGAGAAAGCCCAAAGCUUUAGUCAUCAAGAUGUUUCCAUUCCAAUUGCUCCAUUCGAGUCCAAAGUUACAGGUGUAGAAGUUAAAGGGAACCAAGUCCUACGAUUGAUAUUCGAGAUAAAAGGCGAACGGUAUCGAAUUGAUACCCCAACUCCCUUACAUCGGUCAACCGUUCUCACACCUCUUUCGCACAAUCCCUCCUAUGAAUUCACAGGUGUAUAUCUACCUAAACAUUCUUUCCUCGCAAUCUUUUCCUCAGCGAAACUAUCAUCAUGGAUGUCCAAUUUCAAAGACGAAACUCCCUUGGCAGCUCUUAGUAUUCCCGGUACACACAAUUCCCCAACCUGUUACGCCGCAUUACCUUCUGUACGUUGUCAGGCUGUCAGCAUAAAAGAUCAAUUGAACAAUGGAAUCCGUUUUCUUGAUAUACGGGUUCAACCACAAGACCCAAGUAAUCCCGCUGCAGAGGGUCUAAUUCUGGUUCAUAGUGCUUUUCCGGUUUCUUUUACAGGCAAUAAAUAUUUCCGAGAUUUGGUCAACCAUGUGAAGGCAUUUUUAGUUGCAAAUCCUACGGAAACAGUUAUUAUGUCAUUGAAAAGGGAAGGAAUAGGGAAAUCUACGGAUCAGCAACUCAGCCAAAUACUCAACCAUCAUUAUACUCAAGAUUCUGCUCGUUGGUUCACAGGCAAUCGCAUUCCAGCUCUAGGCGAGGUUCGUGGGAAGAUUGUGGUUAUACGUCGGUUCGGCCUAGACAACUCGCUGAAAGGAGAAAACAAUGGAACAGGUCUAUAUAUCGACGCAGAGAGCUGGCCAGAUAAUUGUGCAGAUGGCGAGUGCACCAGUGGAGAAAUCCGAGUGCAGGACUUCUACGAGGUUGCCGUGUCUACGAAUAUCGAGAAGAAGAUUGGAUAUUCCACAGAUCAGUUGGAGAGGGCCGCGAAAGCCGUAGCCGUACUUCCUGAAGAUAUGGGUGCUGCAAGUACGGAAUCUGCAAAACAACCUUUCUUUAUGAAUUUCUUGAGUGCUUCGAACUUUUGGAGAGCGAAUUGUUGGCCGGACAAGAUUGCGGAAAAGGUUAAUCCCGUGAUCGUUGACUUUCUAUGUAGAAAGCAUAAUGAAUCUACUUCGAGUGAACAUCCAGAUGGUGCAAGUAUAGGGGAUGGGAGUACGGGAAUUGUAGUCUGUGAUUGGGUUGGGGUAGGUGGGGAUUGGGACUUGGUGAGGUGUAUCUUGGCAAUGAAUGCAAAGUUGGAGAUUAGAGAGAAGGAGAAGGAGCUUCAGCUUCCUUCUGAUUCCCCUUCAUGA
This is a messenger RNA of Sclerotinia sclerotiorum 1980 UF-70, 1479 nucleotides long. RefSeq lists its product as hypothetical. NCBI's taxonomy places the organism in Eukaryota, Fungi, Ascomycota, Leotiomycetes, Helotiales, Sclerotiniaceae. Gene Ontology annotation, molecular function: phosphoric diester hydrolase activity. Bases 1 to 1479 code for a protein of 492 amino acids. Gene Ontology annotation, biological process: lipid metabolic process. The transcript has a single exon. The record is from RefSeq and is a predicted model, not a curated record.